Cryphonectria parasitica EP155 is the source of this 1969-nucleotide messenger RNA. RefSeq lists its product as uncharacterized. The record is from RefSeq and is a predicted model, not a curated record. Lineage: Eukaryota; Fungi; Ascomycota; Sordariomycetes; Diaporthales; Cryphonectriaceae. Bases 1 to 1794 code for a protein of 597 amino acids. Gene Ontology annotation, biological process: DNA-templated transcription. Gene Ontology annotation, molecular function: zinc ion binding; DNA binding. The transcript is spliced from 5 exons.
AUGGGCGAGGAUCUUGCGCCCGAGACGCAGCGCGCACAGUAUUCCCUCUAUCGUGCUCCGUCCAGCGACUGUCGAUAUCGCUGUCUGGAUCCUGUUCUUCCACAUUUGGGCAACAUCAUCCCAGCCUCUGUCGCAUGCGACCUCCUCGACGUAUACCUGACGGAGCCGGGAAGUUCUCUGUUCCGCUGCGCCUCCCCAUAUAUUAUCACUCGUAUCUUUCGCAAGACGUCGCUGCUCCAUCCGACCAACCCUCGACGCACCACGCCCGCCCUGCUGGCGACGAUGCUCUGGUGCUCUGCGCAAACUGCCGACAUCGUCAUGCUGCACGUUCCAGGCUCGCGCGCGAGGAUUUGUAAUGCGCUGUACGAUCUGGCGACAGCGCUGAUUAUAGACAGAGAUCCAGACCGGUGGAGAAGGUUUCAUGGAGGGCUGCGUGUGGAAAAGAGUGAGCAGCCUCAGGAUGGCUACCAAUUCUCCUCGUCCCAGCCUCUCACGACGGCCAAGAACGAGCCAGGGGGUGUUGUGGACGACGUCCUGACCUUCAUCUUGCUCUCGAUCGCCGUUUCAGGCGGCGACUUCAAAAGCGACUGUUUUAAGUGGUGGAGCAAGGCGGUCCGGUUAGCCUUUUCCCUGGAGCUGAAUCGAGAGGACGAGCGGUGCUCCGCGCCCAUGUCACCCUGUGCGAACCCUUUAUGCUCGUGCAGGCGUGACCAGGAAGGCCUCUCGCUGUCGGAUAUAGAGGCGAGAGAGGAGAGGAGGCGGGUUUUUUGGCUGCUGUAUUGCCUCGACAGACACCUGGCCCUGUCUUUUAACCGCGUCCUCGACAUUCCGGACUCGUACUGUGAGAUCUAUGCUCCUCUUCCCGAGGCCAUCUGGGAAGAUCUUGAUAUCAUUCCGCCAGGAACCUUACCACAGAGGGAGUUUGGCCCCCCAAGUAUCGUCACAGGGACAGGAUUCUUCGAAUAUUUCCUUCCGCUCAUGGCCAUUCUUGGAGACAUCAUCGACGUGCACCACCGUAGGUUCCACCCUCGUCUGAGUGCCGUGGAUGAUUCUCACGCCGUCGCAAUCAUCAGUAACAAUCUUGCGACCUGCGAGGCAAGUAUUGACAAGCUACGACGCGAGGUUGACGAAGAUGACAAUGCGGACGAGCAUAACACAGCCGCACCAACGACACCACCGCCGCCACCAUCAACGUCUUCGUCGUCGUUCGGUGCAGUGCCCAUCAAGGACCUCAUCACGACGAGCUACAAAUCGCCCAUCUUCUCCCGUGCAAGGGAUCGGUCACGUCUCGAGCUCGUCGCUGCGUACAGCGCCCACAUCCUACAUGUUCUGCACGUCCUGCUCCACGGGAAAUGGGAUGCUCUGUCGAUGCUGGACGACGAUGACGACUGGAUCACCAGUGCCCGGUUCAGCGACUGCGCAGGACACGCCAUCGCCGCCAGCCAAGCCGUCAGCAGCAUCCUGCGAUCCGACCCGGAGCUGACUUUUAUGCCGUACCUGUUUGGCAUCUACUUGCUGCACGGUAGUUUUAUCUUGCUACUAUUUGCGGACCGCAUGCCUCAGCUGGGCGCAAACCGGAGUGUUGAGCUUGCUUGCGAGACCAUCGUCCAGGCCCACGAGGUCUGCGUUGUCACCCUAAGCACCGAGUUUCAGAAAAACUUUCGCAAGGUCCUACGAUCAACACUCUACAGCGUUCGAGGAUCAAGCCCAACAGAGUGGGAAGAGCACAAAGCGAGGCGAAGGGCUCUCUCACUGUACCGUUGGACAAAGGGGGCCAAGGGGCUAGCCUUGUGAUGGUUUUCAGAUGCAUACACGCUCGCUGUCCCACCCUUCUACCGAUACCUGUCACAAUGAGGGGUUGUCAUGUACAUAUGUAGCCAUUAUACAAGUAUCAAGGCCAAGCCAAGCCAAGUUAAGCUCUAGCUGUCGACAUAUAUACAGAUGGGCGUCUUGCUCAAUGGGUUGUAUG